Molecule: messenger RNA, 1880 nt
Organism: Panicum virgatum (switchgrass)
Lineage: Eukaryota; Viridiplantae; Streptophyta; Magnoliopsida; Poales; Poaceae
Product: acyl transferase 4-like
Exons: 2
Coding region: 246-1529 (427 amino acids)
Source: RefSeq, a predicted model, not a curated record
UUAUUCACUAUCAGUUGUGGACGCCCUCCUGGGGCUAUAUAUACUCAUGCUAUCUCCUCCACAUUUCAUCGAUCAUGAGCACUCGCAAACUACAAGCUACCACCUUAUCACAACGCGAUCGAUCGACCCAACCAAAGGUAGCUUAAUUAGUGAUCAUCGAUCACUCGAGGGAGGAGGAGAAAAUUAAAGAAAAAGGAAGCAGGUGCUGCGGUGAAGUGGCCGGUGAGGGAGCGAGCUGAUCGACCAUGGGUACCAUCGGGUUCCCGGUGACGAGGACGAGCAGGUCGCUGGUGGCGCCGUCGUCGGCGACGCCGCAGGAGACGCUGCACCUGUCGGUGAUCGACCGCGUGGCGGGGCUGCGGCACCUGGUGCGGUCGCUGCACGUGUUCGACGGCCGCCGCGGCGAGGCGGCGGUGAGGACGCCGGCGGAGACGCUGCGGGCGGCGCUGGGGAAGGCGCUGGUGGACUAUUACCCGCUGGCGGGGCGGUUCGUGGAGGAGGACGGGGAGGUGCGGGUGGCGUGCACGGCGGGGGGCGCCUGGUUCGUGGAGGCGGCGGCGGCGUGCACCCUGGAGGAGGUGAAGCACCUGGACCACCCCAUGGUCAUCCCCAAGGAGGACCUGCUGCCGGAGCCGGCGCCGGACGUCAACCCCCUCGACAUGCCGCUCAUGAUGCAGGUGACGGAGUUCGCGUGCGGCGGCUUCGUGGUGGGCCUCAUCUCCGUGCACACCAUCGCCGACGGCCUGGGCGCCGGGCAGUUCAUCAACGCGGUGGCGGACUACGCGCGUGGCCUCCCGAGGCCCCGCGUGCUCCCCGUCUGGGCGCGCGACGUCAUCCCGGCGCCGUCCAGGAUCGUGUCCCCGCCGCCGCGGUUCGACCUCCUGGACCUCCGCUACUUCACCGUGGACCUCAGCCCGGAGCACAUCGCCAAGGUCAAGUCCAGCUUCUUCGAGGCGACGGGGCAGCGCUGCUCGGCGUUCGACGUGUGCGUCGCCAAGACCUGGCAGUCCCGCGUCCGCGCGCUCCGGCUGGACGGCGACGACCCGGCGCGGCCCAUCCACGUGUGCUUCUUCGCCAACACGCGGCACCUCCUGCCGCAGCUGGCGCCCGGGUUCUACGGCAACUGCUUCUACACCGUGAGGGCGACGCGGCCCUGCGGCGAGGUGGCGGCGGCCGGCGUGGUGGAGGUGGUGCGCGCCAUCCGGGACGCCAAGGCGCGGCUGGGCGCGGACUUCGCGCGGUGGGCGGCGGGCGGGUUCGAGCGCGACCCCUACGAGCUCACCUUCAGCUACGACUCGCUCUUCGUCUCCGACUGGACGCGGCUGGGGUUCCUGGAGGCGGACUACGGGUGGGGCGCGCCGGCGCACGUCGUGCCCUUCUCCUACCACCCCUUCAUGGCCGUCGCCGUCAUCGGCGCGCCGCCGGCGCCCAAGCCCGGCGCGCGCGUCAUGACCAUGUGCGUCACGGAGAAGCACCUGCCCGAGUUCCAGGAGCAGAUGAACGCCUUCGCCGCCGGGAACCACCAGUGACGACAACGUGUACGUACGCCCAUCGCCAUGAUCGAUCCAUCCAUCGUCUAGCUUGCUAUGCUAUAUAUGCCUCAACAACUGCUGAAUGGAUUUGUUUGCUUGCGUGUAAUUUGGAUUUCAAAUUCGCCACAACUAGCGUUGCCUGCCAGGCUGCCCCAAAAUGGAAGCGUCUGUACAUCGCGGAUGAAAUAAAAACCGGUGCACGAUUUGUGCAUUGCUAGCUAGAGUUUGGUUGUGUGCUGCAAAUGUGUGCCCGUAUGUGAUCGUCUGCUGUCUGUGGUUUGUAAAACGAAAAUGGUCGUGCAAUGUAAAAGGACAGAUGCAUGAUUUGUCUAGAUUUUGACUGUGUGA